Nanorana parkeri is the source of this 1194-nucleotide messenger RNA. Its product is annotated as forkhead box protein A4-like. Gene Ontology annotation, biological process: cell differentiation; anatomical structure morphogenesis; regulation of transcription by RNA polymerase II. The transcript is spliced from 2 exons. Lineage: Eukaryota; Metazoa; Chordata; Amphibia; Anura; Dicroglossidae. The coding region runs from base 1 to 1194 and encodes 397 amino acids. Gene Ontology annotation, molecular function: protein domain specific binding; DNA-binding transcription factor activity, RNA polymerase II-specific; RNA polymerase II cis-regulatory region sequence-specific DNA binding. The record is from RefSeq and is a predicted model, not a curated record.
AUGCUUGGUAGAGUCAAGCUGGAAAUGAAAGACCCAAUGGACUGGCAUUCAAUGUACACAGAAAGUGAGGUAUAUUCUGGAAUACAUAACAUGAAUAAUGGUCUUCAAAACAAUACCUUCAUGUCCAGUGAUGUCUCAACUAUAACUCCAACAAUGACCUACAUGAAUAAUACCAUGGCAGGGCCUGUAAACAGCAUCCAGAAUAAUCUGAGCUCUCUGAACUCUCUAGGCCACAAUAUGGGAGGGCCAACAGCAUCUCCGGCAUCUUCUUCUGCUUACCCAUUGGGCUAUUGCCAAGGAGAAACAGAGUUUCAGAGGGAUCCUCGAACCUACCGGAGAAAUUAUUCCCAUGCCAAACCUCCAUAUUCCUAUAUCUCACUUAUAACAAUGGCCAUCCAACAGUCCCCAAACAAGAUGAUGACUCUGAAUGAGAUCUACCAGUGGAUCAUUGACCUUUUUCCUUACUACAGACAAAAUCAGCAGAGGUGGCAAAACUCCAUUCGUCACUCUUUGUCAUUUAAUGACUGCUUUGUUAAAGUUCCACGCUCACCAGAGAAACCAGGAAAAGGCUCAUACUGGGCUCUUCACCCAGACUCUGGAAACAUGUUUGAAAAUGGAUGCUACCUGAGAAGACAAAAGAGGUUCAAGUGUGAAAAGUCUAGGACUGGGGAUUCGGAAAAAAAACCUAACAAAUCUGGAGAUGAGAUGUCAGCCGGAUUGAGAGAGACUCCAGCUGUUUAUGAUGAGAGUUCCUCUUCACACUCUCCAAAAAAUGCAAUUAACAGUUGUGAUAGAGACUCAUCAGUGGCAAUCCCACAACUAAAUGGGCCUUCACCAGCAGGCAUCAGUCCUAACUCUAAACAAGGCGGGUCUUCAUCACAACUCUUAUACCCAAUGAGUCUUUCUAGUGACAGUUAUCUUGGCAUGGUAGGAGAAGAUGCCCAGAUGAAGCAUGAGCCAUUUGCUGGGAGGCACCCAUUCUCUAUAACACAACUAAUGUCUUCUGAAAAUGCACACACAUACUCCAGUAAGAUUGAUAUGUGUCCAACUACAGAUCAUCUUGCCCACUACCAGAACUACACUUCUGAUUAUCAUAACAUGACCUCGAAAAAUGUAAUGGACAUGCCAUCAUCUUCUAACGAUGCAGGCUACUAUACUAAUAUGUAUUCCAGACCCAUUCUCAGUUCCCUGUAA